GUUGUUUUCCGUGUUCUUCAGCAGAGCUCGUAGCGAUAAAAAUAAGCCCAGUUGAAGGUUUCCCAUCAUUCAUCUUGCAGGGGCAGGUGAUUGUCAUCUAAUAAACCUGCAGCCGGAACUUGCAUAUCUGAUUUAUAAUUGACUCAAAGAGGGCAAGUGGAAACAUCUCAAACUCUAAAGGACAAGCGUACCCUAAACAAGCCAGUUUUUGAGGUUGAGAUGUCAAAUAGUGAUUUAAAGAGGUUUGAGUUCUUCAACAAUCUCCUGAAUGUUUGCAGUGUAAGUGCAUUCUGCAAUAACUCUCUCCUGUCCUUUCACAACUCAAACAAUGAGAGUGGGAUGGAGAGUAUGGAUGAUGGAAUGCCCUGGCUGAGGGUAUUCAUCUCUGUGGUGUACUUUAUUGUGGCUACAGCUGGAGUUUUGGGCAACUUGCUGGUCAUGUUCCUACUUUAUUCCACUCACACCAUCACCACAGGGACCAUCAAUUUCUUUGUUUUCAACCUAGCCUUGGCCGACUUACUGUUUUCUCUUGCCUUACCGUUUUGGGCCGUGGAUAUUGCACUGGACUACAGUUGGCCUUUUGGCUUAGCCACUUGCAAGGCUGUGUCCCUACUAACCGGACUGAAUUUCUUUGCCAGUUGCUUUUUUCUGACAGCUAUGAGUCUGACCCGCUACUGCUAUGUGGCAACAGCUCUCAAACCUGGAUCUUCCCUGUGCAACAGAUCUUGUACUUUCCCAGUGACCACAGCUAUCAUCUGGGUCGGGGCUCUCAUCGUGGCUGUGCCUAGGGCUGUGUUCGCCGACCUCACCCGCGUAGGCAGUGGCAAUGACACAGCAUGCUUGCUUCGCUUCCCAGAUGGCACGGCCUGGCUUGGAAUUAACCAACUCCUGCGAGUGGUUCUGGGAUUUCUGCUGCCCUACACCAUCAUCAUCCUGUCCUAUUUGCUCCUGCUGCGAUUCCUCUGCAGGCAUAAACUGAAAGGAAGCAGCAACACUCGACGAAAAGCCAACGUCUCAAAGUCUGUGGCCGUGGUGGUGCUGUGCUUCUGCGCCUGCUGGUUUCCCUACAAUGUCCUCACUCUCUGGAGCAUCCUAAUACAGCUGGAUGUCAUUGAUAUCAGCAAAUCAUUCUACUCAGCUCAGACGUACUUCUUCCCUCUGGCCAACUGUUUGGCUUUCACCAGCAGCUGCUUUAACCCUGUCAUCUACUGCCUGGUGAGGAAGGAAUACCGCUCAGCUUUGCGUAAUUGUUUUUUCAAGAUGAGUCUGGCCUUCAUGUCCAAGAUGCCCUAUGCGCUAAACUCCGAGGAGGUUUUGGGGCAGGGCGGUCAGCUUGGUAUUCCUAUCAGCAAUGUCUACAGCCAGACAUGCCAAACUGACUCAAGAGGCUACACACCGCUGACAACAUUUCCAGCUGAAACAUCACCGCUGUAAAGCCUCAGCACAGUGGUCAUUCAGUCUUAAUAUAAAAUACCCGUGUCAAGCAGUUGAGACAGAGAGAGUCUGCAUUUCUUGGUGUUCUGUGAGGACAUUAGGAUCAGAUAGUAUCUUACCUGCGACAGCAGGCUGAGACCGAGCUGCAUACAUUUGAAAAUCAAACAGUUGCAAUUAUUAUUUUUGAGAAUUGCAACAAUGACAUCCGUACUGAAAAAUCUGCAUUGAUUUUUCUCACCUGUCAUCAUGAUGCCUCCAUCAGUCUGUGAUCUCUAGAAUCCACUGCACUAUUAUCAAUAAUCAAUAUAAUCAAUGAAUUCCAGUGUUACAAUCACUUCCAUGACUGCAACGUUUAGUGAGGAAAAACUUGAUUGGUCUGCACAGAGUUCUGACCUCAUCUGUGAACUCCUUUGGGAUGAAUUAGGAUUUAGGCUCCAAUUCUGGUUUUCUCAUGUAACUAUGAACACACUCCUAAACCUUGUUGAAGAUGUUUACAGAAUAGUUAGAGUUGGGAUUGCUUGUUGCUCUUGCUAGGUCCAUCAACAAAUUGGACCUUGUGAUUAAGAAUAGGAUGUCAUUCAUGUACAUGUAAAAGUAGACAGACAACUACUUUUGGCAAUAUAGUGUAUGUCCGCUGUAAGUAUCUACUGUCAAGAGAUGAGGUGGUGCAGCCCCCAAUCGCAGGCAGGAGUUAACCAGAAUAAUCCCUAAAUUAUAGUUUAAUGAUAAGAACUUAGUCCAAAACUUACAAAAACAAGGCAAGAGAUCAACAUAAAUUGCAGGAGAGGUACCGAGGACACAGGAACAUUACAAUAACACCAAAAGAGUCUAGCAAGGAAUCAAUUACAGAAAUAACAUACAUACUGGGAGCAGUGAUUAGUGGAGUGGGAACAGGUGAGGGUGAUUAACUGAAUGUGGAACAGUUGUAGGGGAGCAAUAACUAAGGGAGCUGAGAAAUGAAAAACACUAAUAAACACAAGGAGAAUAUGGUCAUCUGGUAAUCAAUAUCUAUACUGAUAAUGACUAGACACCAGAGAAACAAGAAAAACAAGGCCAAAAGUGACAAAACAACCCGGAAAAAGGUGUAACAGGGAAAGCAGAAAGCAAACAGAAGAAGGGGCAUUAGAAAAAUCAAACUUUUAAAUAAAAAAAGAAUCCAAAUUAGCACAUGUAAACUGCAAAAUAGAAAACAAAACCUCAAACUGAACACUUAGAGUUGGGAUAUACCAACCAACAAAUGUGCAAUAUGUAUUCGAUGUAUUUUGCAGCGGAACCCUGAAUGACCUUAGAUUGGUGAAACAGAGAUCAAGCUGCUAUCUUGUAAGUGGACAAACUGGAAAAAAUUAAGAGGUAGUUCAGGAAGUGAGAUUUUGUGAAGUGAGAUUUUGUUGAAAUGCUAUUAAGUUAUACCAAAGCAGACUUCUGCCAUCUUAAAACAACUAGUCUGAAAAAUUUCAGUGGUUCACACAAAUGCUAUUUUAUGAAUCAAGAAAACUUUGAAAAAAAAUUCAAAAACCAAGAAUUAUUUCCAUGGGAGAUACAUGCAGGAGGUGGAGGCUACUGAUGAUCUUCCUAUGUGAAAUGUUUACUGAGAACAAAACAUGUAGAGAGUAAGUGAUAUAAAAGUUAGUGUAAAAAUCAAUAUAACAUUGUUAACUCUAUGAUAUUUUUGCUUUUCACACUGCCUGACAUAAUUACACUGCCCUUUCUUUAGGACCGUUAUUCUGACCAGAAACACUUCACAUGUUCCAUUCUCAGUAUGUCUCACUUUGGAAGAUCACUGGUGUCACACUGUCUCCUACAUCUAUUUCCAAAAAUCCUAAAGUAUCAUUUUAUGUUAGCCCUGUUGUUGGAAUACUGCUUGAAAGUUGUAGGUUUCUCACCAACCUCAACCUAAAAGCCCAAAAUGGCUGUCAGGUGCAUUAAAUGUUAUACUGUGUAACAAAUUUUGGGAAACAUGUUGCUUCUGUCUUUGAAUGCACAAAUUGCUCAGAGAUGAUUUCGAACAAUCAGUAUCAGAUUUGACUUUUAACCUGUGAGGUAAAUUGGAUGCAGCAUUAGUUCUCACAGAAGAUUCAAGCUUACGUCUACUCAGAGUUAGGCCUGUUCCAACCCGGUUGUUAUUAUAAAUGACUUUUUAAUCCCAUAUAAAGAAAUAUCCAAAGCAAACUCUUUGAAUCUGAAGUUGUUUUAGGAUCCACUUUGAGCUUAAACCUGUUCUGACUAGCAUUUAGCUCUACCUCCCGCUGAGCUCCUUCUUUAGAACUAAGACUGUUCAGCUAACCACCGCAGGUAAGAUACUGACUGCUGAUAUGAACACCAUAAAUCCUCACUCGAAGGAAUUCAGGCUGUUCCUUUAAAAUUUCUGACAGCAUGCUCUGCUUACUUUUAACAUUUCCCUUUAAUGGUCAGUCCUGACUAUUUGAGAAGGCUCAUCUUGAAACAGCUCCUAAGCUUUUUUAGUUCUGCCUAAAAAUUCAAGUGUUUUGACAUCUUGCAAAGCUGCAUUUGCUAAUAUAUUGCUUGAAGAGACUGUACUACUUCACUUCUAGCAUCUUUUCUUCUUUAUUAUUUGGAUGGAAAAGUGAAAACAAUAUAUAACAGUUAUUCGUCAUAGCUUUUGUGGACAGAUUUACUGUCAUCUUUAUUAUUCUACUGCUGUAAUGUGUGAAAAUGUUCUAGUCAUUUUGUUGCAUGGAAAUCCAGAAAUAAAAACAAUUAAACUACAA
Molecule: messenger RNA, 4163 nt
Organism: Girardinichthys multiradiatus
Lineage: Eukaryota; Metazoa; Chordata; Actinopteri; Cyprinodontiformes; Goodeidae
Product: relaxin-3 receptor 1-like
Exons: 2
Coding region: 220-1434 (404 amino acids)
Biological process (GO): immune response; G protein-coupled receptor signaling pathway
Cellular component (GO): membrane
Molecular function (GO): G protein-coupled receptor activity
Source: RefSeq, a predicted model, not a curated record